GACAGUUUUGGCAUGUGACUGACUUGCACUUAGACCCUACUUACCACAUCACAGAUGACCACACCAAAGUGUGCUCUUCGUCCAAAGGCGCCAAUGCCUCCAAUCCGGGCCCUUUCGGGGAUGUCCUGUGUGAUGCUCCAUAUCAACUUAUUUUGUCAGCAUUUGACUUUAUUAAGAAUUCAGGGGAAGAAGCAUCUUUCAUGAUAUGGACAGGGGAUAGCCCACCUCACGUCCCUGUCCCCGAGCUCUCCACAGACAGCGUUAUAAAGGUGAUCGCGAACAUGACGGCGACCAUCCGGAGUUUCUUCCCACACCUCCAGGUGUUCCCUACACUGGGCAAUCAUGACUACUGGCCACAGGAUCAGCUGCCCAUAGCCACCAGUCAAGUAUACGACGCAGUGGCCAACCUCUGGAAAGCCUGGCUGGAGGACGACGCUCUGAGUACUCUCAGGAAAGGAGGCUUUUAUUCACAGAAAGUCCCAAGUAACCCAAACCUGAGGAUCAUCAGUCUAAACACAAACUUGUACUACGGCCCCAACGUUGUGACCCUGAACAAGACUGACCCGGCCAAUCAGUUUCAAUGGCUAGAAAAUACCCUGAACAACUCUCAGCACAAUAAAGAGAAGGUGUAUAUCAUCGCGCACGUGCCGGUGGGAUACCUGCCCUACUCCAGCGGCAUCACCGCUAUUAGACAGUACUAUAACGAGAAGCUGGUGGAGCUUUUCCGGAGGUACAGCGCUGUCAUCGCAGGACAGUUCUAUGGUCACACGCACAGGGACAGCAUCAUGGUUCUUUCUGACGGAGAAGGACGUCCAGUGAGUUCUUUGUUUGUGUCGCCUGCUAUUACACCCGUGAGGAAUGUUCUAGAGAAAGAGACCAACAACCCUGGCAUCCGCCUCUUUCAGUACAAGCCUCGAGAUUAUACACUGUUGGAUAUGUCGCAGUAUUAUUUGAACCUGACGGAAGCAAAUCUAAAGGGAGAAUCCGACUGGAAGCUGGAGUAUGCCCUGACACAGACCUACGGUGUUGAAGACCUGCGGCCACGGAGUUUAUACAGACUGGUUAAACAGUUUGCAGUCCUAGACAGCAAGCAGUUCAUAAAAUACUACAAUUACUUCUUUGUGAGUUAUGACAGCAGUGUAGUUUGUGAUAAGAAAUGUAAGGCCUUGCAGAUUUGUGCAAUUAUGAAUCUUGAUCAUACUUCCUACACAGAUUGCCUCAAACGAUAUUAUAUAAAGCACAGCCACUAGCGCUUUAUGGCCAAUGUAAUGCUCUUCUGUUUCUGAGACCAGUUUGUGGGAAGUGUUAGGGAAAAUCUUUGUGAAUUACUAAGUGAACAAAUGGGAUUACUGUCUUUGUUUUCUAAUCAUCACAUAUAACAUUCUAGAUUUUUAUUAUAUUUUAUAUACUUGACUGCCCAUCCAUGGAAUUAUGUUUGGAUGUAAAUAUUCUACCUUACAGUUUAUAUGAUUGUACCUGACUUAUACUUUUGUUGAAAUUGUUACUCAUACAAUAAUGUCCACUAAUAAUUUGGAUAUUAGUGGACAUUGGAAAUAUGCGAUGUAUUGUAUAAACACUGCAUUAAUACUAA
This is a messenger RNA of Chinchilla lanigera (long-tailed chinchilla), 1591 nucleotides long. It is a transcript of the gene Smpdl3a, whose product is annotated as sphingomyelin phosphodiesterase, acid-like 3A. Gene Ontology annotation, molecular function: sphingomyelin phosphodiesterase activity. The record is from RefSeq and is a predicted model, not a curated record. NCBI's taxonomy places the organism in Eukaryota, Metazoa, Chordata, Mammalia, Rodentia, Chinchillidae. Gene Ontology annotation, biological process: sphingomyelin catabolic process.